This is a messenger RNA of Phodopus roborovskii (desert hamster), 569 nucleotides long. Its product is annotated as myosin-IIIb-like. The transcript has 6 exons. Lineage: Eukaryota; Metazoa; Chordata; Mammalia; Rodentia; Cricetidae. The record is from RefSeq and is a predicted model, not a curated record. The coding region runs from base 1 to 522 and encodes 173 amino acids.
AUGACCAAUCAAUCAGCUGAUGAGAGCGAGUCCCUUAAGGAGGAAAGGCAUCCACAAGCCCGGAGUUCUCCAACAGGAUGCGAUGUCGCCUCGGGAUGUGCAUUUAAGGCAGCUGGACAUGCCGAUGCUGAGCUCCCAGUUGCUGGAACGGAAGUAUCAUCUUCUUGGAUGAAUCACAGUGCCCCAGCUCACCAAAGACUGAGCCCCUGUGAAGAUGCUCCCAAACGUGGUUCAGAAGAUGGGCUCUCCCAGAAGCAGCGAGCACCUCGUAGACGGUGUCAGCAGCCCAAAAUGUUGAGUAGCCCCGAGGACACCAUGUACUAUAACCAGUUAAACGGAACUCUAGAAUAUCAAGGGAGCCAGAGGAAGCCAAGAAAACUUGGACAAAUCAAAGUGCUGGAUGGGGAAGACCAGUAUUACAAAUGCCUCUCCCCUGGGGCCUGUGCCCCUGAAGAAAACGACUCAGCCCAGCCUUUCUUUUUUUCCUCGUCAUCCAGAGGAGACUCCGUUUCUCAACACUGAGUUCUGCUUCCCAGCCCCAAAUGUGUCCCAGGUAGAAGCAAUCAUGG